This is a messenger RNA of Leptosomus discolor (cuckoo roller), 1251 nucleotides long. Lineage: Eukaryota; Metazoa; Chordata; Aves; Leptosomiformes; Leptosomidae. The record is from RefSeq and is a predicted model, not a curated record.
AUGCCAGGAGAAAUAGAAGGCUCAGUACUUCUGGAAACUAACUAUUCCAGCCUCAUUAACUAGUGGGUUUUUUGUUUGUGUUUUGUUCCCCCUUUACAGAAGGGGUCCUCGCCGGUUGCUCCAGUUCACAUUGUCAAUGAAGAAUCAGCUGACAAGACUAAUUUGGGCUUUAUUCAUGCAUUUGUGGCUGCUAUAUCAGUCAUCAUUGUAUCAGAACUGGGGGAUAAGACCUUCUUCAUUGCAGCCAUCAUGGCAAUGCGGUACAACCGUUUGACUGUACUGGCUGGUGCUAUGCUUGCCUUGGGACUGAUGACGUGUUUAUCAGUUUUGUUUGGCUAUGCCACCACAGUCAUUCCUCGUGUGUACACGUACUAUGUGUCAACGGCACUGUUUGCAAUUUUUGGCAUCCGAAUGCUUCGGGAAGGCUUGAAAAUGAGUCCAGAUGAGGGUCAGGAAGAGCUGGAGGAAGUUCAAGCAGAAAUUAAAAAAAAAGACGAGGAACUUCAGCGAACUAAACUGUUAAAUGGGCCAGGAGAUGUGGAAUCAGGGCCAGGCACCACUAUACCUCAGAAGAAGUGGCUACACUUUAUUUCUCCAAUCUUUGUUCAAGCUUUUACUUUAACAUUUUUAGCAGAAUGGGGUGAUCGUUCCCAAUUAACAACCAUAGUCUUGGCUGCCAGAGAGGACCCCUAUGGUGUGGCAGUAGGAGGAACAGUGGGGCAUUGCCUGUGCACUGGUUUAGCUGUUAUUGGAGGGAGAAUGAUAGCACAAAAAAUUUCUGUUAGGACUGUGACAAUCAUAGGAGGCAUUGUCUUUUUAGCAUUUGCAUUUUCUGCACUAUUUAUAAGUCCAGACUCUGGUUUUUAAAAGCUUUUGUCACUGCAGAAGAGCAAGGAUUGGAGGCACCGAGCAGCUGUCCUUGUGCGGUUGUGUAUAUAGUGUACAGAAUUCUCGUUGAACAAGCACUGGAGAUGAGACACUGAACUUUUUAUAGCCAAUGAUUCAUGGGACUGACACAGUUAUGGACAGCUUCUGCAGUGGAGAUCUGCCUAUCGUCUGGUGUGUUUGUUCUGUGGUGCCUGCUCCCGUGGUGGGACUUGCGUGGAUUUCUGGCUUGCUGGACCUGGCUCAGCUGAGUUUUGAGGAUCUGCUCUCCUAAGUGUUGAGGCUUCCUCUUUUCUUCCUCUGUUACACAUGGUCCCCUUUCCUGCGUCUUCAAGAGCUGAUUCUUAAGGGUUCUCGAAGCAGACU